Cylindrotheca closterium is the source of this 789-nucleotide messenger RNA. Lineage: Eukaryota; Bacillariophyta; Bacillariophyceae; Bacillariales; Bacillariaceae. The record is from the annotation of a GenBank genome assembly.
AUGAAGGAGAUUGGAAAAGCGGUGGCACACCUACACAAGCAAGGACUGAUACAUGGGGACUUGAAGAUGUUGAACGUCAUCCGCAUAAAUGGGCACAUGGUGUUGAUUGACAUGGAUGCUUCUGCAAAGAUUGGUGAGGAUUUCGCUGGUGAGAAGUAUUCGUCCGGUGUCAUUCCACCUGAAAUGAUUUACCAGCUGGCGAACUAUAAAGAGAAGGAAAAAUAUGUUUCCUACUUCCAAGAUCAAAACAAAGAAGAGCAACAAAAGCGUGCCCCAAAGUUCACCACCAGAAGCCCCAAGAUCGGAUAUGCAGUCAAAUCAUUCUUGGGACAUGAUGAGACGACAACAUUUGAGGAUCCAGAGACUGGAAACACUGUCCCUAAAACAAAACGUAUGGUGACCUCAAAAGGUAACUUACCGAUGUUCGAGGUGGUUGGUGCGGAUAGUUCGUUCGAUGUCUGGUCUUUUGGCGUUCUCCUGUAUACGUUGUGCAGCAAGCACACUUUGUUCCAAGUGAACACUGAUGAUGAUAUCUUUGAUGGUAAUUCGAUGCGAGAGUUGUACCAUUGGGGACAAGAUGAUUUGGAAGUUGAAUCAAUUCUUGAGAAUAGCAUUCAAGAUGAUGCUGCCAAAAACCUGCUGAAGAAAAUUCUUAAACGCCAUCCCAAGGAUAGGCCUUCAAUGAAUGAAAUUCUUUUAGAUCCAUUUUUCAGUGGCAAGACUACCGAUGAUGUGAAGGAAACGCUGCGGUCUUGUGCAGGCCAUCAGCAGCGAUGGGAAGGAAUAUGA